Messenger RNA from Racocetra persica, 233 nucleotides. NCBI's taxonomy places the organism in Eukaryota, Fungi, Glomeromycota, Glomeromycetes, Diversisporales, Gigasporaceae. The record is from the annotation of a GenBank genome assembly.
AUGUCUCAAGUCUUGACUGAAAAACCUCAAACCUUAACACAACAAAAAAGCAUUCGAUUUAAAAAAAAGGUUCUGAAACUAACCCAAGAAGAAAUUCAAUUAAAAUUAACUAGGCCCUUUCGUUCACCUUUAAAAAAACUUCAAGAUCAAACACAAAACAUCGUAAUGGCUAAAGAUGGAACUACGAAUAUUUUCGAAUUUCAUAAUGCUGGAGAUGUUAAAAUUACAUUUAA